GAUGAGCUGUUUCUCAUCUCAAACGGGCAGUGGCACACACACACACACAGGGGGAGUAAUUAUUCAUGACUUAAAUGGCGGAGGAGCUACUUCUGGAUAACCAUGGGAAACCCAGCACGCAUCUCACAAAGCCUCUGCUAGCAGUGGCUUUGCUGGCCUCGUUUGGCAGCUCUAUGCUCUAUGGCUACAAUUUGGCAGUCGUCAACUCUCCUGCAGAGUACAUCAAAGACUUCUACAAUGAGACGCUGGUAGAAAGUUACGACUGGUAUCCAGAUGAGGAGCUCCUCACUGUCUUGUACUCCCUCACCGUGUCCAUAUUUGCUAUUGGUGGGAUGACCGGAGCUCUGCUGGUGGGCAGACUCGUAACCAAAUAUGGAAGGAAAGGGACGCUGGUGAGAUCCACUGUGCUGGUGUUUAUAGGAGGAGCUCUGAUGGGCUUCAGCAGAGGGUGCAGGAUGCCCGCGAUGGUCAUUCUUGGACGCUUCAUCACAGGAGUACACUCAGGGAUCUGUCUCAGUGUGGUGCCCAUGUACCUCGGUGAGAUCGCCCCUAAGAACCUGCGAGGCUUCCUGGGCCUUGUCCCCAGCAUUCACAUUUGUCUUGGGGUCUUCAUUGCGCAGGUGCUGGGACUCCAUGAGCUGCUGGGAAAGGAAGAGCACUGGCCUCUGCUCCUGUCCCUGGUGGUGUUUCCUACCACCAUCCAGCUGAUGCUGUUGCCAUGGUUUCCAGAGAGUCCACGCUACCUGUUGAUAGAGAAGGGGAAUGUUCACGCCACCAUUGCAGCCCUGAAGUGGUACCGUCCUAAAGGAAACAUCCAGGCGGAGGUUGAUGAGAUGCAGGAGGAGCAGCGCUCUCUGUCCUCCAUCCAGACCAUCUCUGUCCGCGGCCUGCUCAUGGACCACUGUGUACGCUGGCAGGUCAUCACCAUUGUAGUGGUCAACAUCGGCAUGCAGUUGUCUGGCAUCGAUGCAAUCUGGUUCUACACAAAUGACAUAUUUAAGAACGCAGGAAUUCCAGAACCUUAUAUUCAGUACACAACCGUGGGUACUGGAGCCAUUGAGGUCAUCUCUGGGAUGCUGGGGUGUUUUACAAUCGAACGUCUGGGCAGGAGACCUCUGAUGAUUGGCGGCUUCCUCUUCAUGGGACUCUGCUGUGCUGGGAUCACAGUGUCUGUCCUCUUCCAGGCGGAGCUGUCCUUCAUGCGCUACAUCAGUGUGGGCUGCGUUGUUGGGAUCAUUGCUGGCUUCUGCAUAGGUCCAGCUGGUGUGCCUUUCCUGAUCACUGCAGAGCUGUUUAAGCAGUCACACAGACCGGCUGCCUACACUGUGGCCGGAUGCCUCAACUGGAUGUCCAACUUCACCAUCGGCUUCGUCUUCCCCUUCCUAGAGAUUUCUAUGGGUCCUUACUGUUACCUGAUCUUCUGUAUGAUCUGCUUGGGAGUGGCUGUCUACACUGUCUUCAUUAUCCCUGAGACCAGGAACAAAACCUUUAUGGAGAUAAGCCAGAUGUUCGCCAACAAGAACAAGAUCCCCAAAGAAGAGCUGAUUCCCAACGGUCAUCUCAAAAUGGCUCUGAUGAACGGAUAUGGAUCCCUUGGCCUUGGCGAUAAAUAAGACAGGAGUGAUGAGGUGGACUUACAUGUAAAUGACUGAAGUGAGUGUAGCAGAGAUAAAAGGUAAAACUUCUGUGGCCAUGAGGAGGUCUGCUGCUUCAUGUGAAAACUACAAAGACCAGUGCGUACACACACAAUAGUUCCUGUUUUAACGGUUAAUCCUCGGUCAAAGUGUAGCUCCUGUACAUGAUGUGAGACAGAAGUCACGCGGUCAUGCGUUUCAAAUCAGCCAUCAGUGACAUUUUAAUCCAUUUCUCAGCAUCUUAACACAUUUUUACGGGAGCCCAGUUGGUUUCUCACAGUGCUCUCAGAAGUUUUAAUCUCCACAUUAGCCUCACUGUGUUUGAAGACAUCCCAUGAUCACGUCAUUGUUCAUACUCAGCGUUGAAUACCAUCUCUUUGAUGCUCAAUAAAGACUGAACAUGUUUAUUCAGUGACACAACAACAACACCUCUGAGGCAGCGCUUGUAUCAGUGAACUACAGGAUGGUAUGAAAGCCAUUCCUCUCAUGUUUCACUCUGUGGAUAAAAGGUCACAAGACGUAGUGUGUAUAAUAAAAUAUUUACUGUUACUGUAUGUUUACAGUGUUCAGCUCAAGGGGAAUGUCCUGACCAAAAACUUGAGCUUGUUUCUUCUGUCGUUCCGUUUUGAUUUUGUGUCUGUUUUAAGAGAGCUGGAUAUUGUGGCUGCUGAUCAUUUCGUACAUCUCGUCCAAGUAUAUGCACAUAUAUGUUGUUAACAAGUUAUAAUUUAUCAAUAUACAAUAUCACAACAAAGUAGCUGUUAAAGUUUGCUCAGUCGUUUUUUAACUGGCCUGUUUUACACGACCUCUUUGUAUAAAAUGUGGUGAAAAUAAAAUGAAGACUGUUCAAAAACUA
Molecule: messenger RNA, 2490 nt
Organism: Epinephelus lanceolatus (giant grouper)
Lineage: Eukaryota; Metazoa; Chordata; Actinopteri; Perciformes; Serranidae
Gene: slc2a15b
Product: solute carrier family 2 member 15b
Biological process (GO): dehydroascorbic acid transport
Cellular component (GO): plasma membrane
Molecular function (GO): D-glucose transmembrane transporter activity
Source: RefSeq, a predicted model, not a curated record